CGUGGAGUAGGUUAACCUAUAUGAAUAUUUUGUACAGCUUGUUGAGUGAAUUUAAGGAAAAGUCAUGGCCUUUGCCAUAAAUAGGGCUAGCUGUAUGCUUUUCCGUCUGAACACGGGUUCAAGCAAUAGUUAUAAACACCUCAAACUUUCAAGGGUAUGUGCAGUUAAUUUUUCAAUCAAAACUGAUAUUCCUGAAGUAGAAGAAGAAGUUGAGAAACUAUGUCCACCGGUAGGAGAAGGAAAAAUAUUCAAAAAUGUAGACGAAGUAGUAUCAGAUAUACCAAACGGUGCUAGACUCUUGGUUGGUGGAUUUGGACUUUGUGGAAUUCCAGAAAACUUAAUAGCAGCCAUACUGAAAAGAGGUUCAAAAGAUUUAACUGUUGUCUCAAAUAAUGCAGGUGUUGAAGACUUUGGAUUGGGUUUACUUUUGAAGGAACACAGAAUUAAGAGAAUGAUUGCUUCUUACGUGGGUGAAAAUCCUGAAUUUGAAAGUCAAUAUCUUAGCGGUCAAUUAGAAGUUGAAUUAACACCACAGGGUACAUUGGCAGAACGUAUUCGUGCAGGUGGAGCUGGUAUACCAGCCUUUUAUACACCUACCGCAUAUGGAACUUUAAUUCAAGAUGGUAAUGUAGUUGUGAAAUACGACAAAAAUAAAAAUGCAGAAAUAUCUGGAGAUCCAAGAUCCGUAGCACAGUUUGAUGGUAGAAAUUAUAUUAUGGAAACUGCGAUCAAAGGAGAUUUCGCGCUUGUAAAAGCAUGGAAAGCGGACAAAGCUGGAAACUUAAUUUUCAAAAAAUCGGCUAGAAAUUUUAAUCCGGUAAUGUGCAAAGCGGCUAAAGUAGCUAUUGCCGAAGUUGAAGAAAUUGUAGAAAUUGGUCAGUUGGAUCCAGACAAUAUACAUUUGCCUGGUAUUUUUGUUGACAGAAUUGUUAAAGGUCCGUCGUACGAAAAACGAAUAGAGAAAGUAAUAACAAAAGAAUCAAUGAAGCCUAAAAAAGUGACACCAGCGAGCAAGGCAAGGGACAGGAUCGUGAAGCGCGCUGCUCUUGAAUUUGAAGAUGGAAUGUAUGCCAAUUUGGGAGUCGGUAUACCUACCCUUGUGUGCAAGUAUAUUCCUAAAGACGUGAAAGUAACGUUGCAAUCUGAGAAUGGUAUUCUCGGUCUUGGCCCCUAUCCAACCGAAUGUGAGAUCGAUCCAGACUUGAUUAACGCUGGAAAGGAGACAGUCACGGUAUUACCGGGAGCAUCAUUCUUCUCUAGCGAUGAGAGCUUCGCCAUGAUUCGAGGAGGUCACGUGAAUAUGACUAUGCUUGGGGGCAUGCAAGUAUCGGAAACUGGAGAUUUGGCUAACUGGAUGAUUCCGGGAACUAUGGUAAAAGGAAUGGGAGGUGCAAUGGAUCUAAUUUCUGCGGCAAGUACGAAAGUAGUGGUCACCAUGGAACACAAAGCUCGCGAUGGAAGCCCAAAGAUCUUGAAAAGUUGUACAUUGCCCAUUACAGGUCAACAAUGCGUAGACUUAAUAAUUACAGACAUGGCAGUGUUUGAAGUAGUCGUGGGACAAGGAUUAAAGCUUAUAGAAAUUGCACCCAACGUCGAUAUUAGUGAUGUCGUUAGUUCUACCGGCUGCACAUUUACAGUAGCCGACGAUCUAAAAGAAAUGAGACAGGUGGAUGUAAAUGAUUGUGAAUAGAACCAACCGAAGUUCUGCUAAAAAUUAAAUUUAAACGAGACAGGAUUAACAUUUUUAAUCACUUGCUUCGUUUGGGUAUCACGGUUCUCGAUUGUAAAAUUAUACAUACGUACGUAUAUUUAAGAAUAUCUUGCAAUUGCAUUUGCUUAUUAUAAGUGUACUAUAAAUACAAUGCGGCGGCUAGAUCUUAAUUAAAGAAGUAAUAUAAUUUUGUAAUACAUACGCUGAAAGAGGAAGAAACAACAAAGUUUUGAUAGAAUGGGCAUCGUUUAUAUUUUUAUCAAUGUUGUUCGAUCAACAAUUAU
Molecule: messenger RNA, 1995 nt
Organism: Colletes gigas
Lineage: Eukaryota; Metazoa; Arthropoda; Insecta; Hymenoptera; Colletidae
Gene: SCOT
Product: succinyl-CoA:3-ketoacid coenzyme A transferase 1, mitochondrial
Exons: 7
Coding region: 65-1690 (541 amino acids)
Biological process (GO): ketone body catabolic process
Cellular component (GO): mitochondrion
Molecular function (GO): succinyl-CoA:3-oxo-acid CoA-transferase activity
Source: RefSeq, a predicted model, not a curated record